GAUCCUUUUUCUGCAUUUUCACCCUUUUUCCUUGGCGCUUUUUUCCUGUUUAUUUUUUCUUCUUACUUUUUUUUAUUGAAUAUAUUUUCAUGACUUUCUUACCAGACAAAAUUAUCUUUUGCCUUUCAUUUUUAACAGCUCUGUUAGUGGCUAAUGUAUCUGGACCUCAGUACGUAUAUCCUACCUUUGGUCCUGCUCUCACAAAAAGAUUCGAUUGGUCAGCCCUUGAAAACAGCCUGGUGAGUACCGCUACGUUUGUGGGCGUCUCUUUUUCAGGCCCACUCUGUGCGUGGAUGGUAGAACAAUGGGGAAUACAAAAAACGUUGCGUGUAUCAGGUUUUCUGGCCAUGUCCGGCCCUUUAUUACUUGCUCAAACAUAUGCUGGUCGACUUCCCAAUCAUUUCAUACUAUGUGCAAUGUACCUUAUGGUCACUGGAGUGGCAGCUGCGGCCGCUUAUUUAUGCGCGCUUGAUUCCCAGUCGUACAACUUUAAAGCAUACCGGGGCAUGAGUAUGGGGAUCACGAGCGCUUCACUAGGCUUAUGUGGAUUUGUUUACUCUCAGAUCGACGAUGUUGCUUUCAAGAAUGGUCCCAAUAAUGAAAGCAAUACCUACGGAUUCUUGAUGUUUUUUGCUUUUGCUAUGGCUGCAGGCAUGCUUCUUGGUUCGUUUGUGCUCGGACCUAUCGAAGAAGCAAGUGUGCCUGACAAGUAUGCCGUGCAGCGCACCGUAUCUGAGACGAGCCAUUUUCUAUCGAAUGACGCCGCAGGAGAACAUGUCGCCGACCAUCAUCAUCCCAACGACUCGGAGGUGGUGGCACCACUGCUGCCAAACAAGGAUUUGAAUUUUUCGGGAAUGCGCUUUUUUACCCAUCCCGUUGGCUUUGCUUUGUUUACGAGUCUGUUCAUUAUUCUCGGCUUAGGUUAUGUAUUUCUUGCCAAUAUUGGGUCGAUCCUGCUCGCUCUUUCGCUGCACCCACGUGCGAACCUACAGCAUGUGUUGAAUAUGCACGUUUCUCUUUUCAGCGUGGCUAAUUGUUGCUCGCGUGCCGCCUUUGGUACACUGAGCGAUGUGCUCCAAAGACGAUGGGGUAUUCACCGCCUUUGGUUGUUUUGGAUGGCUGCACUGGGGCUACUUCUGAACCAGGUUUACUUGGUGACUUUUGUCUCCACCACCCGAGAUCUCGUUCCUUGCACGGUGAUGUUUGCCGUCGUUUAUGGUAUUGCAUUCGGUGUCGCACCUGCGACGACAGCUGAAUUUGGCACCGAGUUAUUUGCUCGCAACUGGGGUUGGCUAUUGUAUGCUCCUGCAUUCGGCAGUCAACUGUUCAACGUACUGUAUGGUGCUCUUUAUGAUGGUGAAGCUCACCGUGAAGCUGCUCAUAUCUGCCGAGGAUCGGGUUGCUUCCGUGACACAUUUCUCAUUGGCAUUGGUUGCAGUGUAGCUUGUCUGGCGGUCAUCUCGUGGGCUAUUUCUCGUCAGAAUCAAUUGAAGCUACACCCCAGCUACCAAUAUUCUUCUGUCCAUUGAACAAAUUAUGUCCGCCACUUUCUAUUAUCCAUAGAUUUACAGAUUUACACUCUCGUAUCACCGAUAAAAGCUAAUGUAAUCUACACGAACAUAGAAGCAGAAAACUUGCUACUGGCCAUUGGCUCUUUGCCGCUUCUUCAAUUAAAUUGACAAACCUUCCGGAACAUUUCACAGUAAUGGACAUUGUGUAGAAU
Radiomyces spectabilis is the source of this 1723-nucleotide messenger RNA. RefSeq names its product major facilitator superfamily domain-containing protein. The coding region runs from base 90 to 1529 and encodes 479 amino acids. The transcript is spliced from 5 exons. The record is from RefSeq and is a predicted model, not a curated record. Gene Ontology annotation, cellular component: membrane. Gene Ontology annotation, molecular function: transmembrane transporter activity. Gene Ontology annotation, biological process: transmembrane transport. NCBI's taxonomy places the organism in Eukaryota, Fungi, Mucoromycota, Mucoromycetes, Mucorales, Radiomycetaceae.